AUGGAUUUAACUGUCAUGUGCCGUUUCAAGGCUUCUGCUAUCGCCUUCACGCACCGAGAUUUCGACCUGGCACAGUUGAGAUUGUUCCUUUUGCUUUUGUUCGCCGUUGAAAUCAAACCGAUAGUCUACGAGGACAAAUACGAGGCGAACUUGGCCCAGCUACCACUCGACAAACUGCUUCACGUCAAGAACUCAAUCGACUCAGACGACGUCAUAAAGUCCCUUGGGGAUUUAGAUAUUGAAUCUGAAAACGACGAGAAGGUGAAUCAAGAACCGGAAUUUCUCAAUGCUGCAUUACCGCUUAAGGGGGAUUGGUUCAAAACUAAGAGCAAAAAGGAAAAAGACAACGCUUUAAGAAGAGACGGAUGGUAUGAAAAAGAAGGAAAGAAAGGCAAUAUAGCAUCCAUUUUUCAAUCGACGAUCACGAUUCUUUCGUUUCUGGCUUUCGGCGGCUACCUUCUCUGUAUGAUUUGCAUGGCGAUCCGCAACAACCAGGGGGUUAUGGUUCCAACGACGGCCGCUCCGUCGGCGAAUAUCGUCCUGACCGGCAGAAAGAGGAGGGCCAUCGACGAUUCGCCGGUGAUGCAGGAUAUUUUCUACUCGCUCACCAAGUUGGCAGAAGGCUACGCCAAAUAUCAAGAGGGAAGACGGAAAUAG
Messenger RNA from Cimex lectularius (bed bug), 657 nucleotides. RefSeq lists its product as uncharacterized. The transcript has 4 exons. The record is from RefSeq and is a predicted model, not a curated record. Lineage: Eukaryota; Metazoa; Arthropoda; Insecta; Hemiptera; Cimicidae. The coding region runs from base 1 to 657 and encodes 218 amino acids.